AUGGAAGGACGAGUCCACUGCUGUUCCGGCGAUUCCGCCACCACCACCACCUCCUCCACCGGCGAGAAGCGCAAGCACGGCGGCGGCGGCGGGGGCAGGACGCAGGCGGAGAAGCCGUACAGGGGGAUAAGGAUGAGGAAGUGGGGGAAGUGGGUCGCCGAGAUUCGGGAGCCCAAUAAGCGGUCCAGGAUCUGGUUGGGCUCGUACUCCACCCCCGUCGCCGCCGCGCGGGCCUACGACACCGCUGUCUUCUACCUACGUGGGCCCACGGCCCGGCUUAACUUUCCCGACCUAAUUCUCCAGGAGGACCAGCUCCGCGGCGACGACGUCUCCGCCGCCAGCAUCCGCAGGAAGGCCACCGAGGUCGGCGCGAAAGUCGACGCCCUUCAGAGCUCUUCCGCCGCCGCGGCGGCGGUCCACCACCAUACACCCACCUCGUCCUCCGGCGCCGAGGACAGCCACACCACCACCGCCUCCGCCGCCAGACCGCCGCCGCAGAAACCGGAUUUGAACGAGUACCCUAAUCCUGAAAAUUCCGACGACGAGGAGGAUUAA
Molecule: messenger RNA, 555 nt
Organism: Linum tenue
Lineage: Eukaryota; Viridiplantae; Streptophyta; Magnoliopsida; Malpighiales; Linaceae
Source: the annotation of a GenBank genome assembly